Kwoniella shivajii is the source of this 1842-nucleotide messenger RNA. RefSeq lists its product as uncharacterized. The transcript has 20 exons. Lineage: Eukaryota; Fungi; Basidiomycota; Tremellomycetes; Tremellales; Cryptococcaceae. Gene Ontology annotation, molecular function: hydrolase activity. Gene Ontology annotation, cellular component: cytosol. Gene Ontology annotation, biological process: nucleotide catabolic process. The record is from RefSeq and is a predicted model, not a curated record. Bases 1 to 1842 code for a protein of 613 amino acids.
AUGAGGUACUUGCCUGCAUUGUCUCUACUAGGCAGUGUAAUUGGGAUAAGCUCAACACUGGCAUUUGAGCUACCAGAGCCUACGAGACAACUAGAAUGGAAAGAUGUCAAUUUCUUGAGUACUUCAGAUGUUCAUGGCUGGCUUCUAGGUCAUCAACACGCUACAUGGCCUGAACCUAACUAUUCGGGGGACUAUGGAUCUUUAGCAUCAUUCGCGACACACAUGAGACGUAUAGCCAAAGACAAAGGGGUAGAUCUUCUUUUAGUUGACGCUGGCGAUCAUCAUGAUGGAUCUGGACUGGUAUCAACUUCAUCCACUGCAUCAAGUCAAGCUGAGGAUAUCUUCGCGAUGCUUCCUUUUGACGUUCUGACAGUAGGUAAUCACGAGUUGUACCAUUACGAAGAUGCUUUGGAAGAAUACAAGAAUAAGGGAAGAUGGAACGGAAGAUACGUCACUUCGAAUGUCAAUAUCUCCAUUAGAGGGGAUGAUGGAUAUUUCCAUUCUGUGCCUCUAGGAGAACAGUACUUGAAGUUCGAGACUGAACAAGGGCGAAAAGUCACUGCUUUUGGAGCGAUAUUCAACUUCCAAGCUCAUGCUAGGGGUAUCUCAAUACAAUCAUCUUCCAGAUUAGCUAAAGAAUCUUGGUUCAUAGAAGCGAUUCAAGAUAAACCAGAUUACUUUGUAUUAGCAGGACAUAUGGCGGCUCGAGGCGAAAGCGCUGAAUUUUAUCCUAUCUUCGUUGCAAUAAGAAAUGUUCAUCCAGAAGUACCAAUUUACAUUUUCGGAGGUCAUACCCAUGUCAGAGAUUGCGUGCAAUAUGAUGAUAGAUCCAUUGCUGUCGUACCAGGCAGGUAUCUGGAAACUAUAGCAUUCACUUCGUCAUCUUUGCCCACAAAGGAUGAGGAUGAAAUGAGUGUAGCGAGAAGAUAUAUCGAUGCCAAUCCAGUCAGUUAUAAAUGGCAUACCAACACAUCCGACGAUGAAUUUCAUCUGCCAAUCGGACAGAACAUCUCUACAGUUCUUCGAGAUCUGUCCGCCUCCUUGAACAUAUCUACACCCUUGGGUAUAGCACCUCAUGAUUAUUUCCUCAACCGACAUCCAUAUCCACAUCCAAGAUCUGUUCUCACCCAUUUUUCGGAUAACGUGCUUCCCUAUACUAUCCAAGAUGAAGCAAGGAAUGGAACUAGAGUAAUUAUCGGGAAUGCCGGUAGCUUGCGAUUCGACUUGUUUGCAGGCAGAUUCGAUAGGAACGACGAACUGACUGUCUCGCCAUUUACAAGCGCGUUCGUGUAUGUUCGACUUCGAGCUGGAUUAGCGAGAAAGAUAACUGAACAAAUGAAUAAAUCUGGCGCGAGCAAAUUACUCCCUUCUAAGCCAACAACGAAAUAUGAAGAAGAAGAAAGGGUCAAACAAAGGUAUAAUCAGUGGUUGGCAGGACAAUGGGAGGAAUAUCUUAUUCAAGGCGGACAAGAUCAUCUUCUUGAUCAACCUGAUGUACAAGCAGUUCUUGGGACAAGUAAAAUUCCCAAGAAGCCUAGAACAAUGGGAUUCGUGACAAAAGAUAGAUGUCCUGGGAAAGGAGAUGAUAUCGAACAUUAUCCAGUUCCUUUUGUGGGGAACCAACCCGACUUUAUCGAAACUCCCUUCCCCGAUGUAGACGAUGAUGAGAUUAUAGAUGUCGUUUCUAUGGAUUUUGCUCUCGAUGAUUUCUUGUCGGCUGUGAAUGUUCUCGAUCCAACUAUCGCUCUCAAAGAAAAACACAUGAAACCUUACGCUGAGGGAUUAGAGAUCAAUGUCGUUUUUGGAAUGUACGCCAAGGAGAUGUGGCAGAAAGGGCUUUAG